Molecule: messenger RNA, 5530 nt
Organism: Chara braunii
Lineage: Eukaryota; Viridiplantae; Streptophyta; Charophyceae; Charales; Characeae
Source: the annotation of a GenBank genome assembly
CUCCCUCGACACGAUGUCCGAGCUGUCGAAAGCAAAAUCUCCUCUCCGACUUUCCCUCCACUGAUCGCAGCCGGCGCCCUGCCGAUCUGAGCAAACAGAGGACUCUCUACCUCUGUGUGUGUGUGUCUCUCUCUCUCUCUCUCUCUCUCUCUCUCUCUCUCUCUCUCUCUCUCUCUCUCUCUCCGUGUCUGUGCUUGUAUCUGCCUCUUGACUUUCUCCGUCUCUCGUGAUUCACUGCCUUCACCUGUCUACGUGUGUCCCGUGAUCUUCGCCGAGCUUUCUCUACGCCAUCUUCUCUCUCUCUCUCUCUGUCUCUCUCUCUCUGUGUCUCUCUUUGUCUCUCUUUCUCUCUCUGUCUCUGGUGGUUGCUGACCAUCAUCUCCAUAGCCGUCUAGUUCUUGGGUCUACACAGCCGGCAAAACCUUGUCCUCCCCCUCCAUCUCCUCUGUUCUCUGUGUGUUUGUCGCUCUGUCUUUUUCUCUCUGAGUCCAUCUGUCGUUGCCGCCGUCCAGAACCCGCCGCGCUGCGCGGCGCGGCGCCGCGCCGCGCCCCAAUUUUUGCCUUGCCUACUAAACCCACCAAAUUACCAAACUCUGACCCCUCUACCGCGCUUGUGGCGCCAACACAUUUUUAAUCCGAUCUUUCGGUUCGGUCAUACGGGGAGUGGGUUGCCUAUCUCCUCCCAGCGGAGCGGCGGGAAGAGUAGGGCCCCAACUGUAGAUUACCUAUGAUGAUGAUGAUUGGUUAAUGACAUAUUUGUAUUUUGUUCGCCCGAGGCGCCGCCGUGGUUUUGUUUGUUUGGUUGUUUGCUCUGUGUGCUCUCGCCUUCCUCUUGCGGCGGUCUCGCCUUCUUCGCCUUCGCACGUGCCGGCGGCGUGAUUAGAUUAGAUUAGAUUAGAUUGGAUUUGAUUGGCUUCAAUCCAACCGGCUAAUUUGUGCCAUCUAUUUUGCUUGUUCGUGAUCCUCCCCCUCCACCAGCCAGGCAAGACACCAACACAAUGCAUCAUCAGCUCGACUCUGUGUGUGUAUGUGUUUGAGCCGCGUAGAUGUGCAGGAGGUAGGCAGUGUGUGUGUCUAUUGGCGGUGCGGCGUAAAGGCCUGCCCGCCUGCCUGCGGGAUGCCUGCCAAGCUGGACUACUGGUGGCUGAGAGGCCCUAGUCACUUGCCAGCGUGACACGUGGACGGCACCGACAAGGGGAGGGGGCGUUGAAUUUUGUACCCCGUCCCGUUGAAUCUAAUUCAAGUCUUGAGGUCUCGUCUAUAAGGCAAGCAAAUUGCGUCGCAGCUAAAUCCGAGCACUUAACGGUUACAGCAAUCCCCCUCGUCGGAUUGAUGGGUUCCAGCGGCGGAGUUUGUGAUGUAUAGCCAAUCCAACGCGGAGAGGAAGAAGCGUGAUAAGCAGGCCGUCGGAUUAAUGGGGCAAAUCGAUGGCGGUGGUCUACUUUGCCCGUAGCCUUGGACAUCUUCGUCUUGCCUAGCGAGAGUCUGAAACGCUGGGUCGUUUCAACAGCGAGUGGGAGGAAGAGAAGCCGAAGGGUCAGACGUGACAUGGGGAGAGGAAAAGAGGGAGGGAAGGCGGCAUACGACAGGAUCUUGUAGCUGUUGUCGUCAAGACAAAAAGCACUGCAGGUCACCCAUCGUUGCGGCUGAGGAAACAGAGGGACGACCACGGUGGGAAAGGAAAUGCUUGUGCGGAUUUCAGGAGGUAUAGGAGAAGGAAGAAGAGGACAAAGAGCAGGGAGAUAAUACACACGCGAGAUAGGCGAGAUAGAGUAGAGACAACAACGAUUGGAGGAAGGCAGCAGCAGAGAGUAGGAGGAGGGUUAGCCCACUUGACAGGCCUGGGUGGCCUGGGUGGCCGGAGGGGGGCGGGGGAUUAAUUAGGAAGAAGAGGAGAGGAGGUCUUUUUAGCGGGCGGUUGAUUCUGGUUAUUGCGUUGACGGAAGCAUCAAUUAGGGGUUGUGAGUACUCCUGGAUAUUGAUCAAUUGAUUCAUUGCUUGUUUGAUUAAUUAGCUGGCUGAUUGAUUAAGUGGUUGAUUGAUUAAAUCAAUCGUUUUUGAGAAAAAGUUGACAAGGUUCAAUGGAUGAAGCGACGACCGACGAUAUUAUUCAGCGGCUUUUGGACGUCCGCAACGGCCGCCCUGGAAAACAAGUACAGCUGUCGGAGGCAGAGAUUCGCAGUUUAUGCCUAGCUUCUAAAGAGAUCUUUUUGCAACAACCGAACCUACUGGAACUCGAAGCGCCAAUCAAGAUUUGCGGAGAUAUCCAUGGGCAAUAUUCUGACCUCCUGAGACUUUUCGAGUACGGAGGCUUCCCUCCUGAGGCGAACUAUCUGUUUUUGGGCGAUUACGUCGAUCGGGGAAAGCAGAGUUUGGAGACGAUAUGUCUGCUGCUGGCGUAUAAGAUUAAGUACCCGGAAAAUUUUUUCCUUUUGCGAGGCAAUCAUGAGUGCGCCUCCAUUAAUCGAAUAUACGGCUUUUACGACGAAUGCAAGAGGCGAUUCAACACCAGGCUAUGGAAAAUUUUCACCGAUUGCUUCAAUUGUUUGCCAGUGGCGGCGCUGAUAGAUGAAAAAAUUCUAUGUAUGCACGGGGGUCUUUCGCCAGAGCUGAGGAGCAUGGACCAGAUUAAGAAAAUCGGGAGGCCGACGGAUGUGCCCGACUCGGGGCUGCUUUGUGACCUCCUGUGGGCAGAUCCCGACAAGGAUAUCCAAGGGUGGGGAGAUAACGAUCGAGGAGUGUCGUACACAUUCGGCGGGGACAGCGUAGCGGAGUUCCUCCAGAAACACGAUCUUGACCUCAUCUGCAGAGCCCAUCAGGUCGUUGAAGACGGGUACGAGUUCUUUGCGAAGAGGCAGCUCGUGACAAUUUUCUCGGCUCCGAAUUACUGCGGUGAAUUCGAUAAUGCGGGAGCGAUGAUGAGUGUGGAUGAUACGUUGAUGUGCUCGUUUCAGAUUCUUAAACCCUCAGAGAAGAAGGGGAAGUUUUACGGUGUCAACGCCUCUCGACCAGGGACACCUCCGCGAUCAGCCAAGCCAUAUCAACCGGGCAAAGGCUAAGUGUCGGACUUCACACUGAGAGGUGCUAGGGUCAAUCAAACGGGUCCACGCUGCGCUGGCUGGCUGGCAGGCAGAGUGGUGAGCAGCGUGAUAUACACCGCAUGAAGCUGGCCAUCAGAUCUAUGCUUCACCCUUGGUCUUUGAUGGAGCGGCAGAGCAGAAGAGAGAGAGAGAGAGAGAGGUGGAUGUUACCCCUGUCCUAUUGAUCUUACGAAGUACUGGGUACUGUGAUGGAAGCAGGGGUGGCAGCGUGCGAUGCCUUGUCAGGAGCAGUUAGUCGCGCAUGUUUCUAGGUGACAGCGGAAGGGAGCUACACUGGGAUGGAAAUCUCUCUUUUGCCUAAUUCAUGGAGAAGGAACAUAGCUACGCUGGUCUUGGUAGGGCAUACCUGGAGUGUGCAGUGACGGAGAGUGUGUGAUAGAGGGUGGUAGAAACUGGGUCAGCUGGAGGAGAGAGGCAAUGGCAGCAGGAGCAGCAGCAGGGAAAACGCCGGUGGUGCUGUUGCUGGUCAUGAUGGGUAAGCGAGGAGGGAGAGGAAGGAGAGUAAGGAGCGGGGGGAGGGGAGGAAGAGGGUGCAGAGGUGUAAGAAGUGAGGUGCUGAGGAUGGGCAGUAAAUGAUGAAACUGUUUGCCUGCUGCAAGCAGAAAAUGGCACAAAGUUUUGGUCCCCGAUAGGAUGAGGAUUCGUUUGGCUCGAAUCUACUGCCAACGUCUCAUUUCAGGCACGCGUCACGGUUUCUCAUGGUAUGAUGGUGGUGGUUCAAGGACGUCUGCCGACUGGCUUCCAGGGAGGAUCGAUUGAUCACGCAUGCGCAUGCUCACCCCUACCCACUCGUCUCCGUCGUCCCAUGCUUCUGUUAGUUUGCACCUACAGAUGUCAUAUCACUAUUGUUUUGCUGCUCUUGUAACGACAAUCUUGGUGCUUGGCUCUGGAGGCCUGUAUGCUUCACUAUGAGGAUUUGGAAGGGUGGAGGAAGUCUCUGUAUAGCAUACUUGCAUUUUUUUGCGCCUGUGCUUGACCAUGUGUAUGUGCCUGUUUGCUCACCUGUCCAUCGUAAGUUCUCUGUGUGUGGGUUUCUGUGUGUGUGUGUGGGUGCAUGUGUUUGUAUGCGUAAAAGCUAUCAGAAUGGUCACUGCAUAUGAAGUUGCUUGCACCUGAAUGACCAACGGAUAGGGAUGGCAUGCAUGUAUCCCACAGUUGCUUUUGCGUGUGCAUCUGCACCUCGCUCUGUGUGUUUGUUUGUGUUUGUGUGUCUGUGUGUGUGUGUAUGUGUGUGUGUGUGUGUGUGUGUGUGUGUGAGUGAACGGGGUGUGAGAGGAUAUGGAGAGAUUCCGACGUCAGACGUGUGGCAAGUAAGAGCACCUGUACUGAGCUUGCUUGCCCAUGCAUGGGUGAGGUGAGUGAAUCAUGGAAGGAGCAGUGUUUGCAUCCAUGCGAGCGUCGGCUGUCUUCUCCGCAAGGGUGAUCCAUCUGUGCUAUUAUUCUGUCCGAGAGUAUGUCGAGUCCCCUUCCAUGCAAUUUCAAUGAUCAGCUGGUGUUGAGUAUGAGUGUGCAGGCCUUUGACCAUAGUGUAGGUUAGUGGAAGACAAAACGAAGAGAAGUGUGAUAGUCAGAGGGUAGCAGCGCAAUUUGGGGUGCCUAGUAAAUAUCGAUGUAGUGGUACACAGUUGCGCCAGAGACGUGGAGGACAUUAUUUGUUUCUUCUCCUCCGGCUCCGGGCAGGACGUCACAUCAGUCCAAAACCUGUAGAUGCAGCGCACGGCAAAUAGCGUAUCUGCGCGGUCAUCAUGUACUGUGCCCCAUCAGAUAGCUGUCGCGCUUAGUGUAGAAAGAUUAACAUGGAUUAAAACUCGAUUGUUCCCGUUUAUCGUGGCGGAUGUGGGAGAGGAUUUUUAGAGUUUGUCUCCCUAAGGAGGACGGCAGGGGUGCGAGGCCACGAGAAUGAGUGAGAAGACUACUGCAGUAUAUCUAAUGCGGAUCUGGGAAACGCGGUUUGGGCAGAGGAGGGGCAAAACUGUGUUGGGCACGAAUGUGGAGCUAACGUGGCUGGGUGGUUUGGGUGAAUCUGUGGUGUUUGCAGUGUGUUCAGUCUCUGGGAGUUUGGCGAGAUAUCGCAACUUAAGGUGAGUGUAUGAAUGGAUGUGGAUGCAUGUGUGGGCAGGUGGUGCUAUAUGAAUGUGAUAAUUGUUAUCGCGAUGACCUGGCCGACGUGGUCGGUUUCAAGGAAAAAACGAUCUUUCGUUUGAAGUCUUACCUCCUCCUCAAUCUCUAUAUGCUGAUGACAUUUUGUGGAUGGAAAGAAGGAUCUCUCUCUAUCUUUGUGUAGUGGACUCUGGCCAGAUGGUUGAGUCAGUUAUGGGAUAGAAACGGUAACAGAGAGAAGUAUCUUGAAGAAUGAAGGUGAUAUAAAAGUAUCUUGAAGAAUGAAGGUGAUAUAAAAGUAUCUUGAAGAAUGAAGGUGAUAUCACGGA